AUGGCCAUGAGCUUGAGUCAUUGGUGUUCGGAGGUGCGACCUGAGAUUUUACAGCUCUUGACUGCGGAAGGGGUGGAGACGCCUUCGGAUGUUGUGGGUAUCUGGCCCGAUUUGCACAGCUUCGUGUCAGAGCUACAUAAUAUUCCUGAAGCUUCCCCUGACCUGGUUAUGGAAGCAGCGGCUUUCUAUUCAAGAGCGCGUCGCCUAGCCUCCAGGGCGGUUGCUGACAGGGCGCAGGAUAUCAUCGCUGUGCGUGACUCCAACUUCCUGCAAAGGCAGACCAGGGUUGCGCCUUAUGCUGCAGCUGUCAGUGACAAGUGUAGUCAGGCGAAGUUGAAGAUCAUGUGGCGUCAGUCGGCUGCGGAUGUUAAGCCACAGGCGGCGGCAGGCAGUACCUCAUUGCCUGUUCAUGUACCUGAAUUGAAAGACAGCAAGCUUCAAGGGUUAUUUUCGUUACUUGUGAAGCACGUUUUGGAUUUAUCCAGCCUGGGCAUACCGCCGGCCGAGCAGCAUAGCCAGCAAUCUUGCCAACUGAUUAUGAAAGGGGCAUCGAGUGCAUCCGCAGCAUAUAUUGCUACAGCCACCUCGAGCCUUCGCAGGUGGAUCAGGUUUGCCAGUGAGAGACAACUGUCAGUGGUCGCACCAGCACCCGCAGAGCUUGCAGCGUUCUUUCGGGAGGUAGCUCUGGGCGGUCCCACUGCAGCUGCAUCCGUUUAUCAGAGUUUGUCUUGGCUAGAUAAGAAGUUCGGUAUUGGAUGGCCUCUUCAACACUUCUUGGUUUGCUCGUACAAGUUGUUGAGUUCCGGACAUGCAUCCAAACAGGCGAAGGAGCUCGAACCAUGGGAAUUCCUCAACUUGGUCAUGCUUGCAGAGGAGCUGACAGAUUCGCACAUGUGCAGCGAUCGAGACUUAUUGCAGUGCAUGCGGGGUGGCUCGAAUAUGAAUGCAGCAUGGGCAAAUCUCGCCAAGGCUGUGGGAUCGUGGACGGAGAAUGUCCAGGGCUCCAAGGCGCCGACCAAUAAAAUCACCAUGGCCGUGCACUAUGCAGGUGUCGUCGACUGCGCGGAUUUAGAGUGGUUCCAGCAACGAGACAAGGUCGUUUGUUUGCUGGCAGAGAUCGCCAAGCUUCAGCCGGCCCAGGUCUAUGACGGCAUGUUCGAAGGAGUGUCGGCCAUUAGUGGACCUCCUGACCAGUCUCAAGUAUGCUACGACGGAGUUGUGCACUCCCAUUGCGCUGGUCUUACGUGCGACCAUAAGGCACGACCGUAUGCAGUUUUGGCGGCUCAAUCGGCUCUUGGCCUGGGGGAGUUUCCGGAAUCUUGGGCCACAAGCUUCAUCAACCACUUCAAGCUCGAGACGCUUGAUGACUUCAUUUACAUGAUUGAUCGAGUCAAGUGGCAAGAGGAAAUCAAGGCUCUCCUUAACGAAGUACCCCCCCUGAAAGAUAGCAGGCUAAUCCUCGCAAGAUUCCGCGGAGCGUUCGAGAGCGGUUUGAAGGCCAUGGAGAUGUCACAGUCCCCGGCGGCCAAGGUGGACGAUUACGAUGAUCCGCUGCCCGAGCAGCAACAAGCACAGUUGCAGCGGGACUGGCAGCAGGCAUACGGGAUUGCAAUCGAACCACAUCUGGAAACCAGCGGACUCCCUCAGAGCAAGGAUUUUCAGGGAAUUCAGACGCAAGAGCCUCACGGUCUUGGAGAUCAAGAAGAUCAAGAGUGUGUUGUCCAGUAC
Molecule: messenger RNA, 1728 nt
Organism: Symbiodinium necroappetens
Lineage: Eukaryota; Dinophyceae; Suessiales; Symbiodiniaceae
Source: the annotation of a GenBank genome assembly